GAGGUAAAAAUGUGUGGGCCAGUGUAUUUGAGAUGGAUGUACCCAAUGGAACGGUACAUGAAAAUCCUAAAGGGUUAUGUAAGAAACAGAAGCAGGCCAGAGGGUUCAAUUGUUGAAUCCUACAUCGUUGAAGAGGCUGUAGAAUUUUGUUCAGACUUCUUGUCAAAUGUAGCAACUGUUGGGUCGUGUCUUCCUAGAUUUGAUAAUGAAAUUAGUAAAGGGGGUCGGGGUGUUUCUGUUUGCGACGUAAGUCGAGCUGAUCGAGAGGAAGCACACCGACUCGUUUUGCAAAAUGUUGAUGAGGUUCAACCGUACAUUGAGAAACAUUUUGAUUGGAUCAAGACUACUUAUCCUAGUAAGUCGAGGAACCACAAAUGGGUGCAAGAUGAACAUUAUCGAAAUUUUAGUACAUGGUUGCAAGAAAAGGUAUUAUGCAAUACCGAGUGAUUUGAAAUUGGUAUGUUUUUCAUAAUCAUUUCAUGUAACUACUAAUUAAUUUGAUUUAUGCUAGGUGAUUGUGGAAAUGAGUGACUCCCCGAACAAUGUAUCUCAGUUGCUACUUUCGAUAUCGCAUUUUCCUUCAUUUACUGUACUAAAGUAUCAAUCAUACUACAUAAAUAGUACUCAAUUUAACACGAAAGAUCGUGAUGCUUCUAGAAAAACACAAAAUAGUGGUGUCAUGAUUGUUGCUAGUGCUAUCCAAGUAGCUAGUUCAAAAGACAAAAACCCUAUUGAAUGUGAUAUGACCUUUUAUGGUGUAAUCAAAGAAAUUUGGGAAUUAGAUUACAUUAGCUUUCGAAUCCCUGUUUUUCUUUGUGAUUGGGUGAGGAGUGAUAAUGGAGUUAAAGAAGAUGAGUUUGGAUUCAAGCUAGUGGACUUGAAUCGAGUAGGACACAAGUCUGAUCGAUUUAUAAUGGCAUCCCAGGCAAAACAAGUAUUUUAUAUGAGUGACCCAAUAGAUGGUCGCUGGUCAGUUGUU
Messenger RNA from Cannabis sativa, 979 nucleotides. RefSeq lists its product as uncharacterized. Bases 10 to 447 code for a protein of 145 amino acids. NCBI's taxonomy places the organism in Eukaryota, Viridiplantae, Streptophyta, Magnoliopsida, Rosales, Cannabaceae. The record is from RefSeq and is a predicted model, not a curated record. The transcript has 2 exons.